GCAUAUACGAUCGACAUGUAUAAAACACAGACAGAUAUCGGUGAGUAUGGCAUAGCCAGCUGCUAUAAUGUCGCGCGACAACGAUGAUAUUGAGAUGGGGGAGUAUCUGGUGGAUAGAGUGCCUACGGGAAAGGUGGUCAGGGGUGAUAGGAAUAUCACCUUCCUGCGCUGGCGUGUGGUCUUGGGCACAUUUAUGGGGUAUAUAUUAAUCUACGCAUUACGAAAGCCACUGAGUUUAGCCAAAAGUGACAUGGCUCUCGAAUUGACCCUCUCUCCGACAGACUUAGGCUUGUUAGACACAGCUUUCUUAUUACCAUAUGGUCUGUGUGCGAUCUUCUUCAGUGGACUAGGCGAUGUGCACGGUGCCAACAACGUAGCAUCCUUAGCGAUGAUCGGUGCUGCCCUAUGCUAUGCCACGAUAGGGGCUCUAAGUAGUCUCUUUCCCAUCUUGCUGGCCAGUUUUUUUAAUGGAGCCUUCCAAGCUGUGAUUUGGCCCAAUUUAGUCAAGUGCGUGUCGCUUUGGCUUAGCUCUUCCAGUUCAAAUGUAUAUGGUCUGUGGUCUGCCUCUCCUUUCAUAGGCGCGGCUAUAUCCACGUGGGUGGGGGCCUGGAUCAUUG
Molecule: messenger RNA, 617 nt
Organism: Sphaeroforma arctica JP610
Lineage: Eukaryota; Ichthyosporea; Ichthyophonida
Exons: 1
Biological process (GO): transmembrane transport
Molecular function (GO): transmembrane transporter activity
Source: RefSeq, a predicted model, not a curated record